CUUUGUCUUACCACACACACACCCACACACACUCAAGCAACUUUAAAAAACCUUUUUUAUUAUUUUUAGCAAAGUACUUGCUCGCAAGGACAAAACACCAAAUAUGAUGACACAAAAGAAAUUCGUUGGUUGUAUUUUGUCAGCAGCGUUGCUGUGCUUGUGGUUGGUCUCAUACGCAGAGGCAGCACCCAUGCCAAGGUAUCAAAGUAAUGGAUACUACAAUGAAUUAGAAGAAGUACCGGAUGACAUACUAAUGGAAUUAAUGGCACGUUUUGGACAAACUAUAAUGAGAGCUCGCAAUGAUUUGGAAAAUUCUAAACGUACCGUUGACUUUGGUUUAGCACGCGGCUAUUCCGGUACCCAGGAAGCGAAACAUCGUAUGGGUCUGGCUGCGGCUAAUUUCCCCGGUGGUCCAGGCCGAAGGAGACGUUCGGAAACCGAAGCUUAAGGUGAUUAUCACACACAGUCUACUUUUAGCAACAGCUCCCCCCGACACCGAGAAAACGAUUAAACCACUUCCGAACAAUAAAAUUGAAUUAAGA
Messenger RNA from Lucilia sericata (common green bottle fly), 542 nucleotides. It is a transcript of the gene Dh31, whose product is annotated as diuretic hormone class 2. Bases 104 to 448 code for a protein of 114 amino acids. The transcript is spliced from 3 exons. Lineage: Eukaryota; Metazoa; Arthropoda; Insecta; Diptera; Calliphoridae. Gene Ontology annotation, molecular function: G protein-coupled receptor binding; diuretic hormone activity. The record is from RefSeq and is a predicted model, not a curated record. Gene Ontology annotation, biological process: body fluid secretion.